AUGAUGGACGAUCAACCAGAGCAAGUUUAUGAGAAAAUCAAGAAGAUAUUCGACAACGAUGAGACGGCCAGGCAAAACGUUGAAUUGUUAUGGCGAAUGGCAAAAGCGUGCUUUCUAAGUGGAAAUAAACUGCAGAAGAAGAGCGUGAAAAGAAAACUUUUCAUCUAUGAAGGUAAACUUCAGAAUCGUUGUGCUUCCUAG
Messenger RNA from Anisakis simplex (herring worm), 201 nucleotides. The record is from the annotation of a GenBank genome assembly. Lineage: Eukaryota; Metazoa; Nematoda; Chromadorea; Rhabditida; Anisakidae.